CGCAAACGGAAUGUAUAUAACCAACAACUAAAUACGGCAUGUCUGCCAUGUUUUGAGAACCGUCCUGUAAACACAGUGAUGAGAGAUAAGCAAUAGCAGGUGCAUCACGAUUGGCUUGACUUUCACACAAGUGUCUCUGGUUGCGAAAAUGAACCACCCGUCGACGCUUAUCCUACCUUGGGGGUUGAAGAGCUGGCUAGUUGCGGUCAGUCGCGCGGUUCUACUGGAGGAGCCGUCAAAUGUCCUGGCGUUCAUAGCAUCUUACUGCGGCCAGCUUCUCCAAUUGAAGAAAGAACAUCCAAAUAUUGAUAUUCAAGAGCUCUCAUACAUCUUCAGAGAUUUAAGGGGAGGUCACUCUGAUGACUACCAGGGAACCAUCUCCUUCACUGGUCUGGCGGAAUCUGUUUUGAGUGAAUGCUCUCACAAAAUAUCUGAGGAACGAGACGACGCAGCACCAUGUCUGUCUGCAUCUGAUACAUCAUCAAUCCAUGUACACUGUGAGGAGCCUGGCCACCCGGCCAUGGAGGAUGACACGGUCAGCAGUUCAGUGGUCCAGUCUGCAGUGUACCAGAGAGAUCCGUCAGUCAGUGGCGUGGUCGACGUCGAGAACACUGUGCUCAUCCACACUUCCAGGACUCCGUCCGAGCAUGUGAUUAUUGUUCACUCCGAGUGUCUCCCUGAGACGCUCAUCUUCCACAGCGAAGCCUUGCCUUCAUCCAACGGAUCCCCUACGACAUGUGACCUGACCCCUGCUCCUAGUCCUGUCCCUAGUGAUGAGGAAUGGGAGGAACCAGAGGGAGUGUCUAGUGUGGUCAUGUUUCAUAAGGUUCCCUUGUUUGAGGACCUGCCUCACCCACCGUCCAUGGGGGAACUCCCCUAUGUUGCUGCUGUGGAGACUAUGACUGAUGAGGAUAUAUCCUCAAGCAGUGACAAAGUUCCCUCGCAGGAGAACAUGUCUGGCACUCAAUCUGUUCAGGUCUUUUUCUCAGCAGCCUCAGAGGUAGAAUCAUCUGGUCAGAUGAGAAAUUCAACAAGCAGCUUUGAGGAUCUGGCUGUGGACAAGAUGUCUGAUGUGAUUAUACCUCACAAGGCCCCUUCCUAUAAAGAGCUGCCUCAGUCAACAUCACCUAUAAAGCAAACUUCAGUUGUUUCCCCUGAAUACUCGGGAAGUGAUAUUACUGCAAAAGCUCCAUCUGAAACAGAACUAGUUGAUGCAGCACAGAGAGUGUCCCCAGUCAGGAUACCCAGUAGAGAGGAGGGUGUGGGGAGAACAGCAGAGACACCAGAGAGACACACAUCUCCCAGAGUAUCCCCAAGAGCUUCUCCAGGAGUUUCUCCACAAACCUCUCUUGUAUCAGCUCAUGUUGGUGAAUCUCUGUAUGGUACAGACAUUUCUCCACAAUCCAGUCUGCCUAGGAUUCCCUCUGCACCAUCAAUGGAGGAGCUACUGGUGUCUCCAUCUGCUUCUGUUGGUAGAAUUUCACCAGCAGUUUCAAGAAGAUCUUCAAGAAGUAGUUUGUCAGAAAGAGCUCCUUCGGAAUCAGCAGUGGGGAAAACAGCAGAGACAUCAGAAAGACACACAUCUCCCAGAGUAUCUCCACAAGCAUCUUCUGUGAUGAUUGAUCAGGUGCCUAAUCUGGAGACAUCUGAAAGAUCACUGACGACCUCAACUCUGCAUUCAGAAGAUUUCAAGUUUGCAUGCAUUUCCUAUCACAACGUGGCCCAUGGAACCACACAAACUGAGGAGAGACCAGUGUCACAGAGAACUACACAAACUGAAGUUUCAGCAUUGCAUAGAACUACACAAACUGAAGUUUCAGCAUUGCAUAGAACUACACAAACUGAGACGAGACCAGCAGCCCACAGAACUACACAAACUGAAGUUUCAGCCUCUCCUCUGCCUGGCGUUGCUGCCAUGGAACAUCAGAAUCCAGCAGAAGAACUGGGAUUGGGGCCUUCACCUGCUGAGGAUGUUACUGAAGUAGCAGAAUGGGUCAAUCCAGACAACAUAGAGACAAGCAAAUUAACCGAAUUGGUCAGUCCUCAACAUGUAGAAAAUGCACCAAUAACAGAACUGGUCAGUCCUCAACAUGUAGUGAAUGCACCAAUAACAGAAUUGGUCGGUCCUCAACAUGUAGAGAAAGCACCAAUAACAGAAUUGGUCAGUUCUCAACAUGUAGAGAACGCACCAAUAUCAGGAUUGGCUUGUCCACCCCAUGAAGAGGCAGUAACAUUUGAAAAUCCUAAAGAGAGUGUUGAAACAGAAGAGAAUGUUGAAACGUCAACUGUAGAGGUAACUUCCAAACCCCAGCCUGAAGACACUACCAAUGCUCCACCCUGUCCUGGGCCAGAGACACUACAGAUAGUCCAGGAAGAAUCAGCCACCCAGACACCAGAGGAGGAGUCUGUCCAGGCGGAACUAACCACCAAGACACCAGAGGAGGAGUCUGUCCAGGAGGAACUAACCACCAAGACACCAGAGGAGUCUUUCCCAAGAGUCCCCACACCUCAGUUCCUCUUGCCAAUUCAUACUGCAGAGGGCCGUCAGCAGAACCGAACCAAACCUGCCAAUCUGAUCAAGAUGGCUGUCGCUGAGAGGAACCACCUGAUCAAGAGACUUGCCAAGUCAGACCCACUAAAGAACAGAUUGGAUGGGUCUAAAUCUGCUACCAGAGUGAGAGAAGUGUCCUACGCCACUAAUAUGAUGAAGCAACGGUCCCAGACAGCCCCACAGCCCAACAUCAAACGAAUGUUGAACCUAACAGCAAUGGAGGAGCAGCAGAACUUCCAGGGUGUCCCCGUUGGAGAAGGACGCAUAACUCCAGAUAUGGACCCUGCUCGGGAAAGCUCUAUCAACAAAGUCUGGACCCUUUAUCAUCUCGCUCAGGAGACAGGCAACUUGUCUUUGAGUGUGUUGUCCCAACCAUCAUUCAAUGGCCGUGCAUACAUUGAAAGUGUUGAUCCAGAGCAUGUCUUGUUGUCAAAGAGGACCUCCCACAAUUCAGGUCUAGACUCAGGUCAACUCACGAGUGGACCGACACAGGGACAUUCAGGCCAGACUGUGCAGACUGUCCAUAAGUUAGACACUCCCGACACUCAGCAAAUCAAAAUCCCCAACUAUCUCCUUGUGGAACGUUCAUCCGCAACCUCGGACAUAGCCUCUUCCCAAGAGAGAAAGCCAGCAGAUCAAGAGAGUUGUGUGGUCAACAGGGGACGCUGUACUGGCUUCCUGUCCUUCUCUGUGCCAAUUGACAGUUUCUGCGGAGCAGAGUGGGGCUGUCGACCGCAGUUCCUGCAGGUCACAAGCGACGAUGGAGACGUGGUCUAUUCCCCUGCGUUCAUACAGUCUAUCAACCCAUGUAGACCUGGUGCAGAUGAGGUCGCGGAGAGGACAGACACACGCCCGACAACUUCACCUGCCCACAUGGAAUGGUCUUUCAAAAUCAGCAUAAAAGGACAGACUGUGGGGGAUGAUGAAGUUGAGCAAGAGAAGUGAUGGAUCAAAUUUAAGUUUUUCCGUCUGCAUUGAACUCUUGUAAUAAAUGCAAUUCAUCUGAA
This is a messenger RNA of Coregonus clupeaformis (lake whitefish), 3558 nucleotides long. RefSeq lists its product as uncharacterized. The coding region runs from base 149 to 3496 and encodes 1115 amino acids. NCBI's taxonomy places the organism in Eukaryota, Metazoa, Chordata, Actinopteri, Salmoniformes, Salmonidae. The record is from RefSeq and is a predicted model, not a curated record. The transcript has 10 exons.